AUGAAUGAUCUCCAAGCCAAGGGGGAAGAAGGGACAUUCGAUUUUGCGUUCGUGGAUGCUGACAAGGAGAACUACAUAAACUACCACGAGCAACUCUUGAAAUUAGUUAAGGUCGGAGGAAUUAUAGCCUACGACAACACCCUUUGGUCCGGUACGGUGGCGGCAUCGGACGAGGACGAGAUGCAAGACUACUUGAGGGGUUGCAGAGGACACAUCAUCAAAUUGAACUCGUUUUUAGCCAGCGAUUCUCGUAUCGAGUUAGCCCAUCUCUCUAUCGGAGAUGGACUCACUCUUUGCAAGCGUCUCCAAUAA
Molecule: messenger RNA, 312 nt
Organism: Erythranthe guttata (spotted monkey flower)
Lineage: Eukaryota; Viridiplantae; Streptophyta; Magnoliopsida; Lamiales; Phrymaceae
Source: RefSeq, a predicted model, not a curated record